Paramacrobiotus metropolitanus is the source of this 2598-nucleotide messenger RNA. Its product is annotated as PR domain zinc finger protein 10-like. The transcript is spliced from 7 exons. Bases 1 to 2598 code for a protein of 865 amino acids. The record is from RefSeq and is a predicted model, not a curated record. NCBI's taxonomy places the organism in Eukaryota, Metazoa, Tardigrada, Eutardigrada, Parachela, Macrobiotidae. Gene Ontology annotation, cellular component: nucleus.
AUGCUGCAGAAUUUCCUGUGGAAGAACCGCAGUCCGCAAGAUUCCAUGGACAUGUCGGUUUCGUAUUGUUGUGAACCCUUGGAGGAAAUUUUUUGUCCGCAGUGCCAGAAACGGACGAGCGUGCCGUGCUUUUCGCAUGCGAAGCGCAUACUGGAUACGGCGGUGAUUGCCUAUUCUGUGGCCAGUCUGCCGUCUGUCCUGUACCUGGAUGUUCCUCCAGAUGGCCGGGCUGACAAAGCCGUCUUCGCCAAAGACGCCAUUCCACCGCUGGCAAUUUUCGGCCCGUUAAUCGGCGCCCUCAGCAAAUGUAAACCGGCGGAUGUUGCCUUCGCCUGCCGCAGUGCAAUGAGAAAGGGACUGCAGUAUUUCGAUCUGCAAUCGGAUCAGACGACCAACUGGAUGAAGUUUGUUCGAUUUGCGGCGAAUUCGGAUGAACAAAAUUUGGCUGCCUAUGAGGUCCGUGACACUUCGGCGCUUUUAUCGUCGCUGGAUGCCUCGUCGCAUACGCGCACCCAUGUGAUAUUCGUGGCUACGAAAACCAUCCUUCCCGGCGAUGAACUGAAAGUGGCUUUCUCUCGCGCUUACGCACAGGCUUACAGCUACUCCAUACCGCUACCGAAUUCGCAAAAGAAUCACCUGCCAGAUUGUGGCACGGAUGCAUGUGAACAGAAUGAUAACGAAUCCACGGUAAAAAAAUUUGUGAGAGGUACUCGACGUGAUGCGGCACCAAGCGCGUCAACGUACGCCCUCCAAAACAGCGCGGAUCAGAAGCCCAAGGUCUUAGACGUGAGGGCGAGAAAGCGCAAAAAGCUGUCGCCAUGCCCGUCCAUGGCCCUACCCAGUUUCUUGCCACGGGAUGAGGAAGUCAACACGAAUUUGCAGAACGAUUUGGGGGAUGUUGGUGCUUGCGCGGCAUCUGGUUUGCCGGUGGAGCAAGAAGUUGAUGCAAUUAUCACGGAUUUUCUUGGUGCAGGAAACGAUGAUACUGAAGCGUGUACUGCGGUUCUGGAGCUACCGCUGGUGCCGGAUGAUAGUUGUGAAUCAUCGCCAACCGCCGUACAAGAAAACGUUGCUAAACUGGAUGUUGUGAAGGAGAUGGGUAGUUUAAAAACAAGGGCACAUCUUGCAUCGCGUAAGAGCGGGGUCUGCUUGGUGUGCGGCGAACGAGCGCGAAAUCUGCCCGACCAUCUGGACAAGAAACACUCCGAAGAGGAUGUGCUAACCGUUGACGAUGCGUGCUUCUUCUGCCACAGAAAAUUCCAGAACCCGCUGGCAUUGGCCUCCCACUUGGGGCAUGUUCAUCCCGCCAAAGGAGCCGUGCCGGAUGAAUCCACGCGCGCCGCGGCGCUGCAGUUUAUGCGCCGCACCGGUUUGCUGAAUUACCGCUGUGCCGACUGCAACGCGUUCUUUACCAAGAAAAACCUCCUGGAUUUACACAGCUUCAUGCAUAAUCCCAUUCCUCCUCACGUGGAGCAGGAGCGGAAGUGCCCGGAAUGUCUGUUUGCAGCGCGGAGUUUCGCCCAUCUGGUGCAGCACGCUUCACAACACAUGGUCUCGAUAAAAAGCCGCUAUCCGUGCGUAUUGUGCGGUGUCGGGUUGCGCGGGCCCCCGAACGUACACAUGAAGCGGAAUCAUCCGGAAGCGAUGAAGAUGACGAUGGAGACGUGGACGUUCGAGUGCCCGGAGUGCCGGCAGAAAUUCGCCAAGACGCUUGAUCUGAGUUUUCACGUGUAUCAGAAACAUAGAGGAUGGCAGUGUGUGUAUUGCGGACACCGGCAGUCGCAGGGAUGGAAAUCAUUUAACCAACAUCUCAUGAAACAUGCCAUCGAUAAAUCAUUUCCUUGCUUGGCUUGUGAGGAAUCAUUCAAGCAGUACCAUCAACUGUGUAAUCAUAUUCGGGAUUGUCACGGCGCGGAGUCAGUACAGUAUGCAGAUAUGGCUCCAGCGAAGGUCGAUACCGCGACGACAACUGUGUCGUCCGCCACGGUGGACCGUGCGAUUGAGAUUAUCCGCGCGACGGAAGUGUUCGCCUGCUACUGCUGCGAAUGUCAGGAGAAUUUCGCCAGUAUUGAGUUGCUCGAUCUGCAUAAUAUUCAGCACGAACAGCCGAAGAAUCUGGACGACGAUCCGCGUCGUCAGUGUCCGGCUUGCCCGUUCCAAGGAGCGAGUUUCGCCGAAUUAAUACAGCACACGGCGCAGCACGAAUUACGCAAAUCGGAGCAGCGUCCGUGUAUGUUCUGCGGGAAGACGGUGAAGCGCGGCCGCAUGCGGGAGCAUGUGAGUGCGAAACAUCCGACCGAGAUGCAGCGGAUCACCGAAGACUGGGAGCACCAGUGUUCCGAGUCUCCCGACUGCCGGGAGAAGUUCAAAAGCCGAGGAAAACUGAAAUUCCAUAUUAAGACGAAGCAUAAGGGCUUCCAGUGUUGGUACUGCGCCAAGGUGUUCUACAACUCGGUACAGCUCAGCAACCAUGUUAUGGAUCACCGGGUGAACGGGGCAUAUCCCUGUCCCGCGUGUGACAAGAUCCUGCCGAGUUAUCGCAAAGUUACGGCGCAUUAUCGCGUUUCGCAUGAUACGACCGUGAAGAUGUGUAUGUAG